AUGGACGACGUACAAGAUGAGUAUGUUGACGUUUUGAUGAAAUCUAAUACUGAGAAUGUUACGAAGUCUAUGAAUGUAGUCGAAGACAAAACACCAGGAGGAGAUGGGUUAGAGGUGCCUGAGGUGGGUAUGCUAUUUAAGCAUGAAGAAGAUGUGUAUGACUUCUACAAAAAAUAUGCUUAUGCUGUUGUGAAGAUGGGUUGUAAAGCCAGGAUAUCUGCAUCUUCAAAUAUCAUGGGAAACUGGAAGCUUGAAGUGAAUGAUGUAGUAGGGAUUCCCUUGCAUAAGAGUUACAAUUCCACAGUUGUGGAAGCCAGUGGAUAUGAGAACAUGACUUGUAUUGAAAAGGAUUGUCUGAACUAUGCCGAACGAGUUAGGCGAUUACGACUUGGAGAAGGCGAUGCUACAGCAAUACAAUCAUACUUUUCAAGAAUGCAAGCACAAUACUCGAGAUUUUAUUUUAGUAUGGAUUUGGAUGACGAUUCGCGACUAAGAAAUGUAUUCUGGGCAGAUAAUCUGUAUAGGCUAGCGUACAAGGAGUUUGGUGAUGUGGUUAAUUUUGAUACCACUUAUCUUACUAAUAAGUAUGAUAUGACAUUCACUCCCUUUCUUGGCGUCAUUCAUCAUGGACAAUCAACAUUACUUGGUUGUGGGUUAGUGUUGAAUGAAGACAUCGAUACCUCCAUAUGGUUGUUUAGAACAUGGCUUCAGUGUAUGUAUGGCAAAGCUCCGCAUGCCAUAAUUACCGAUCAAGAUAGAGCCAUGCAAAAUGCAAUUGAGAUUGUCUUUCCGAACAUGAAGUAUAGAUGGUGUUUGUGGCAUAUUUUAAAAAAGCUCCCGAAAAAGUUUGGAUACCAUGUUGAUAAGGGUUUGAUAUUUGGGGCUAUACAUUCGCUAGUGCAUGAUUCCAUGUCAGAAAAAGAAUUUGAAGAAGGUUGGAUGGCGAUGAUAAACACCUAUAGCUUGCACGAAAAUAAUUGGUUCUUAGGAUUAUAUGAGAAUAGAGGGCAUUGGGUGCCUUAUUUUUUGAAAACCACUUUUUGGGCAGAAAUGUCAACAACACAGAGAAGCGAGAGUAUGAACGCGUUCUUCGAUGGAUAUAUGCAUUCGAAGAUAUCGUUGAAGCAGUUCGUCGAACAAUACAAAUGUGCCCUGUGGAAUAAGGUCAAUAAGGAGUUCCAAGCUGAUUUCAAGUCAUUUUCUCAAAUGAUACCGUGUGCAACAUAA
Olea europaea var. sylvestris is the source of this 1227-nucleotide messenger RNA. RefSeq names its product protein FAR-RED IMPAIRED RESPONSE 1-like. Gene Ontology annotation, biological process: regulation of DNA-templated transcription. Bases 1 to 1227 code for a protein of 408 amino acids. Lineage: Eukaryota; Viridiplantae; Streptophyta; Magnoliopsida; Lamiales; Oleaceae. The transcript has 3 exons. The record is from RefSeq and is a predicted model, not a curated record.